Molecule: messenger RNA, 2974 nt
Organism: Terrapene triunguis (Three-toed box turtle)
Lineage: Eukaryota; Metazoa; Chordata; Testudines; Emydidae
Gene: RETREG1
Product: reticulophagy regulator 1
Exons: 9
Coding region: 21-1490 (489 amino acids)
Biological process (GO): reticulophagy; negative regulation of neuron apoptotic process
Cellular component (GO): endoplasmic reticulum membrane
Source: RefSeq, a predicted model, not a curated record
CCAGCAACCGCCACCAAGACAUGGCGAGUGCGGGGUCGCCGCGGCAGCAGCAGGGCGCAGAGGCGGGCGGUGGCUGGGAGGUCCCCGGGGCUCGGAGCGCGGCGGCUGGGAGGCUCCAGCAGCAGCCGCCGGUGUCAGCGGCCGGAGAUGAAGAGCCGGAGCAGGUGUCAGGCGGGGCCGCGUCCGCGCUGCUGGGGGAGACCGGGCUGGCGCUGGGCGGCUGCAUCGCGGCUGCUCUGAGCUGGGAGAGGCCGCUCCGCAGCCUGGGCGGGUUCGUCUGCGCCAACCUGCUGUUCUGGUUCCUUGCACUGACCCCUUGGAGAGUAUAUCAGCUGACUUCUCUCAUAAUACUUGGGGUUGUAAUUAUGCAGAUAAUGAAGGAUAUGGUAUUGUCUCGGAUAAAAGGUGCACAGCUAUGGAGGAGCCUCACUGACAGCUGGGAAGUCAUCAAUUCCAAACCUGACUACAGGCCCAAAAUAAACCAAUGUAUUGUAGAUGCAUUGGUGAAUUUAUUUCUAUUUCUUCAGGAAAUGUCACACUUCAAAGAGAAAAACCCUGGCAAGUUUUGCCUUCUGGUCUGCAGUGUGUGUACAUUUUUCACUAUCUUGGGUAGUUACAUUCCUGGAAUUGUACUCUCCUACUUUCUAUUACUGUGUGCCUUUUUAUGUCCGCUGUUCAAGUGCAAUGAAUUUGGGCAGAAGAUGUGCAACAAAAUCAAGUCAGUUCUGCUGAAACUGGAUUUUGGAAUUGGGGACUAUAUCAAUCAAAAGAAGAGAGAGAGAUCUGAAACCGCAAAACCAAAAUCCAUGGAAGAUGACAGUGAAUUAGACAUAUCAGCCCUGUGUCCUAAGAUUAGUCCUACAGUUAUUGCUAAAGAGUUAUCGGUGUCUGACACAGAUGUAUCAGAGGUAUCUUGGACUGAUAAUGGGACCUUUAAUUUAUCUGAGGGAUACACUCCACAGACAGACACAUCUGAUGAUUUUGACCGACCUAGUGAUCAUGAAGAAGCUUUUGCCAGAGAUCUUGCAGAAUUUCCCUCUCUAGAAAAUGGCGCAGGAACAAAUGACGAUGAUGACUCGAGCAUUGGCAUUCCCACCCAUCAGAAGAGAAAAAAGGAACAGAUGCCUUCCAAGAUGGCUCAUUCUCCCAGACAGAGGAAAGAGAGGCAGUCUGCCACAGGCCUCUCCCUUCCUUUGACCAGUGACCAAACCUUUAACUUAGUGAGUGAUAUUGCUGGUGAUGUUAUUGCAGCUGCUGUGUCUGCCGCCAUCAAAGACCAGUUGCAGUCCACACAACGAGCACCCUCACAGGUAGUCCCCAGUUUGAGUGAGGAGACAGACACGGAAGAAGCUGAUGAUUUUGAACUGCUUGACCAAUCAGAGCUUGAGCAGAUUGAGAGUGAACUGGGGCUUACACAAGGCCACGAAGAAAAGCCACAGGAAAAAAAGAAAUCUUCAGGCUUCCUUUCAAAUCUGCUUGGAGGUCAUUAACCUGGAAAUUGGAGCUAGUAACGUAGCAGAAGUGAAACAAAAAAUCAAAUGCAAAAAAAAGGAAAAUGCUCAGCUGUAAGCUUUAACUAUUACUUCAGAUGUGUUGUAAUAAUUUCCCUUACACAGAGUGAAUUAAUUGGAUACAUAUCAGCUGACCCUGAUAGUUUAAUGUUUCUGAUAGUUGUGCCUCAAUGUAGUAGCAUGGAAAUGAAGUAUCUAGCCACUCUUUGGUCACUGAUGAAUGUUAGAGGUCAGUUGUUAUUUAAGGAAAAAUUAAAUUGCCAAAUCUAGAUUUCGAGGUCCUCAGCCAAAUGCUCUUCACCUUCAGUUUGUUUCCACUUAGUUUUCAAGCAUCCAAAGCAGUUAACGAUAUGUACAGUGAAGAGAAAUUAUGAAUAGGAUGCAGUGAGAUUAGCAAAAUCUUAUCUGCCUCUAUUAUAGUGGAAUAUCUAGAUCCCUAUGGUUAUUGUGUGUGGCAUGUUUGAUGUCCAUGAACACUUUAUUCAGCAUAAACCUCAAAUUUAAGGAUGUGUGCAAUGCCAUCAAAAUUAACAAAAGUUGUGUUGCAUAUGUAAACUUUCAAAUUAAUUUCUUGAUAAGCUGAUACAUUUCCAAGUUAUCUCUGAUGUUUUAGGCUUGUAGAGCUAUGAAAUGGCAUGCUACUAAAUUGACCACCUGCUGUAUUCUCUGCUAGAGUCUGGUACUGGGCAGUCAGUAAUGUCCAUAAAAAGCAAGGCAAAAACAAUGUUACACUUUAGAUUAUAAAUAUCAUGUAAACUGAACAAGGCCUUUGUUGUUUUGUUUUUUAAUUUUAGUUUGGAAUAGGGAAGCCAAGAAUAUUAAAGGUGAACAGAGAGGCUUUUUACCUGCCAAUACCUGCAGUCAGGGUUCUGGUUUUUUCAUGAGACAGCUGCUAUCACUCCUAAUUGAAGUCAUUAGAGAGUUAUUCUUUAAGCUGUAUCUGGUGUUCAGUGAGGCCAGAUGUUAAAGAAGAAACACAGAAACUUCUUGGCAUACAAGUGAAGGAGGAACUUGUUUAAAAAUAUUUAUUUGUAAUUUUUAACUCCUCACAUACUCAGACUGGCUUGGGAUCUUAAACAAGUAACUUAGUCCGGUUUUUUUUCAAGAUUUUUGGUUCACCUUUAAACAAAGAUGAAAGGCAAUGCCCAUUUAAGGUAAACAAAGAUUAAUAGGAAGAAGUAAAGCUAGUUUUAUUAAUGUGCUGUAAAUUGUUAGCAGGGUUGAGGGACCAUGUCAGCUGUUAUCACUAAUCUUUAUGUGAUCUCCUAUUUGCUGGCAUUUUACAGGUGAAUGUUGUUAUCUAGAACCCUCAGAAAGUACAAACCAAGCUUAUAGCAAGGUCAGCUUUUCUUCCCUAAUAGAAUAUAUUUAGAAAAAAACUUGUUUUAAAGUAGCACAGUUUUAAAUUUGUUUUUCUUUCUGAGGCAUUUAAAAGCUAGACAGAUUGCCAAAAAGAUUUUAGG